CUCCUGCCGUACCUAUUCAGUUCUAGCACCCCUUUCAUUCACCAACAUCGUCGUCCAUUUCGUGCAGUCGCAAAUCGCCCGUCGUUGUCGCCUCGCAUCGCCUCUUCCGUUUCCCGAGCAUCCAGCGCGCAGCCUCCUCUUCGUCCGAGAUCUUCCGGCGUUUUAUUCUUUUGGCGGUAUUUCACGCCGCUGCGCUGCUCUGCCGAUCCCCAGUUUUUCGGCAGCAUCCCGUCCGACCCUGCUAUAUCGAGCGCCCCUCCAUCUCUGUCUUAAAAAAACACAGACUAGAAUAAAAAAAGAGAACAAGUGGGGGACAAAGGUCGCACACGCCCACCAUGUCGACAAUACAACAACUUAAAAACUUCAUCCGCCAUGGCAAGCAAGCCCGCGUGGCCGACGAACCGCCGCGAGCGAAGAAUGACAGCUCACCGUCAAAACAACAACCGGCUCCGAAGAGCACCGCGCCGUCACGAGCCACGGACCCCGAGAUCGGCACGUCCACUGCUGCGAAAUUCCAGACCACGACCCAAUAUGAACCCGCGCAACCCCAGGCCAUCGACAUCAAGACGAAGUCGCAGAAACGCGUCCCCGACGAGAAUAUCGCAAAGCUCGUAGCUGAGGAGAAUGCAAGCAAGAGCAAGUUCCCGCACUACCCGGGUCUCGAGCGCUGGGAGCUCCUCGAGAAGAUGGGUGAUGGAGCGUUCAGCAACGUCUACCGCGCUCGGGAUCGCGAGGGGGACAAUGGCGAGGUUGCUAUCAAGGUUGUCCGCAAAUUCGAGAUGAACAGCAUGCAGAGGGCAAACAUCCUGAAGGAGGUGCAAAUCAUGCGCCAGACCGAACACCCCAACAUCAUCAGGCUUAUCGAUUUCGCCGAGUCUCGCCAGUACUACUACAUCAUCCUCGAGCUUGCGCCAGGCGGUGAAUUGUUCCACCAAAUUGUGCGCCUGACGUACUUUAGUGAGGAUCUGUCACGGCACGUCAUCACACAAGUGGCGAACGCCCUGGAGUACCUGCAUGAGGAGAGGGGGAUCGUGCAUCGUGAUAUCAAGCCCGAAAAUAUUCUGUUCAGCCCCAUCCCAUUCACCCCGGCAAAGAACCCCAAGCCUAAGCAGCCUGGGGACGAAGACAAGGUUGACGAGGGUGAAUUCAUAAGGGGUGUUGGCGGGGGCGGCAUCGGGCAGAUCAAGAUCGCCGACUUUGGCCUUUCUAAGAUCGUCUGGGAUAACCAGACCAUGACACCGUGCGGCACUGUCGGGUACACAGCACCCGAGAUCGUCAAGGAUGAACGGUACUCCAAGUCAGUCGACAUGUGGGCCAUGGGCUGCGUGUUGUAUACCUUGCUAUGCGGCUUCCCGCCAUUUUACGAUGAGAGCAUCGAGGUGCUUACCGAAAAGGUCGCCAAGGGGCAGUACACGUUCCUCUCGCCAUGGUGGGACGACAUCAGCAAGUCAGCGCAGGACCUAAUCUCGCACCUGCUCUGCGUCGACCCGGAAAAGCGCUACACCAUCAGAGAGUUCCUCGCCCACCCUUGGAUCCGCGAGUCCGGCCCCACGCCGCGCGACGAGAGGAAGAGCGCCUUUUCGACCGGCGACCAACCCGCGCGCGCCUUCGACAUGACCAAGCUCGUCGACGGCGACAAGCGCUACGACUUCCGCUCCCCCGCCGCCAUCAACCUGCGCGAGGUCUUCGACGUCGGCUACGCCGUCCACCGCCAAGAGGAGGAGGGCAAGCGCCGCAAACAAGUCGGCGCCAAGGCCGGCGGCCUGUCGCGCCUCGGCGGGCUCAACGAGGACGACGAAGACGAGGAGGAGGACGAGGACGGGGACCAAGAAAUGGCCGAGGAGGACGCCGGCGCCAAGGCCGCGGGCUCGACCGCCGCCACCACCCAGCAGCUCGAGCAGAGCAUGCGGGACACGCAGAUCCGCGACCAGGACCAGCAGCGCGAGCGCGGCCGCGACCGCGAGCGCAAGGCCCACCCCCCGCCCGCUGCGGCUGCCGCUGCUACCGAGCAGCGUGGCUACGGCCAGCACUCGGCCACCGUCGCCGCCGCCGCCCGCCAACAGGUGCGCGAGCGCAACCGCCAGAAGGGCGCCUUUGAGCUGAACCUCGACGGCGCCACCCUGCUUGGUCGUCGUGGUGUUAAGCCCGCUGCUCAGAUGGCGUAGGAUGCCGGUGCUGAGAAGUUGGGGUGAGGUCGCCGCGGUGUUGGGUUGUGGGUUUGCGGGACGGUUGUUGGGGAUGGUUGUUAGGGGGUAGGGUAAGGGGG
Molecule: messenger RNA, 2266 nt
Organism: Chaetomium fimeti
Lineage: Eukaryota; Fungi; Ascomycota; Sordariomycetes; Sordariales; Chaetomiaceae
Product: kinase-like domain-containing protein
Exons: 4
Coding region: 336-2165 (609 amino acids)
Biological process (GO): protein phosphorylation
Molecular function (GO): ATP binding; protein kinase activity
Source: RefSeq, a predicted model, not a curated record